CAGUCUUAUAUUAAAAAAUAUGAAAUAGUACUCAUGAUAAAGAAAUCAUGAUAGUACUUAGAUUUUAGAAUUAUGUAAAAAUCAAUAUGACAAUUGGCAUCGGCAAAAUAUUAUAUUCUGUGAUGUAAAUAAAGUUUUUUAGUCUAGAUGCAUUAAAAUAAUCAAACAAAAUUGUAUUUCAUUAAACUACAGAUUUCUUAACAGAAUAUUCUCAAUUGAUAAACCAGAUGGUCUGCAGUUAUGGUGCUAACUAAGAAAACAGUUAAUAUUGUAAACAUUGGCCUUUUAUUAUUCACUAUUUUUGUUUGGUCGUAUGUUGUUGCUACUGCUCAGAUGAUCCAUAAACAAACGUCAUCUUGUAAUUAGAGUUAUCACAUCUAAAAUAGGUUUAUUUAUUUAUCUUGAAGAGUCCUUUUACUAAUUAUUGUCUUGGUUUUGAAAGCUAGUCCAAACAUGGAAUCAACUACUAAUCAAAAGUCAUCGUUUGAUUUGUCUUUUAAAACAAAAUUAAAAGAAAUUAAUGACAUGUUAAUUAGUAUUGAAAACAACUGUAUCGAAACUGAUAAUUUCCAUGAUAUUUUACAAAAAAUUAAUAAACUUCAAGAGUUUUUAAAUGAUUCCAAAACAUUUUUACCUGCUUAUAAUAUGAAGAAGUGUUCUAAUGAAAUCAAAGACAUAACAAAGUGUUAUGAGCAAUUGCAUGAGAAAUUACAGCCCAAGAAGAAAUUUACUUUUGGUAAACGACCAACUAAAUCAGUAGUCAAACCGAAAGAAGACAGAUUUGAACCAAUAAAUGAAUCAAAAGUUUAUAAAGAAGAUUAUGGGUUCAAAAAUCGUUCUGAUGAAAAUCUAAAACUCACGGAAGAUGAAACUUUUUCGAAAGAUAUAGCUUUAGAUGUAUUGACCAAUUGCAAUGUCAUUAUUUGUGGUACACCUAGUACUGUGCGUGUGACAUCAUUGUCAAUGUGUAAAAUAUUUGCAUGUGCAAGCACUUCGAUUUUUGUUGAAAACUGUAAGGAUACAAUAUUUGUAUGCGCAUCUCAACAAUUGCGUAUUCAUGAUUCUAUUGCAACUGAUUUUUAUAUUUACGUUACUAGUAGUGCUAUAAUAGAAAACUGUAAACAAUUACGAUUUGCUCCUCUUACACUCAAUAGCCUACUACUUAAAAAAUCAUUUGAAUUAGCUAGUUUUGAUGAAUCUAAUAAUAAUUGGAAAAUUAUAAAUGAUUUUGAUUGGUUGUCAUCUUACGAGCCAUCACCAAAUUGGUGUGAAAUACCAGAAGAAGAACGCGAUCAACCUUCAGAAAAUAAUUAUGUUUAGUAUAUUAACAUUUUUUUUUAAUAUCUAUAUAAAAUAACUUCAAUAAAAAAAAAUUUUCACUGAUUCCAACUAACUAAAGAUAUAUUAAUUUUUAUUUAAUCUACAAAUGAUUUUUAUAUUAUUUUAUCACUGCUUAAAAUAAUAACUAUGAGAUAGAAAAUUUAUUGUAUUGUAAUAUUAGUGUUUAAGAUAUGAAAAUAUCAAUAAUAUAUUUUAAUUGAAUUUUUAA
Molecule: messenger RNA, 1549 nt
Organism: Acyrthosiphon pisum (pea aphid)
Lineage: Eukaryota; Metazoa; Arthropoda; Insecta; Hemiptera; Aphididae
Gene: TBCC
Product: Tubulin-binding cofactor C
Exons: 2
Coding region: 454-1320 (288 amino acids)
Biological process (GO): tubulin complex assembly; post-chaperonin tubulin folding pathway
Cellular component (GO): cytoplasm
Molecular function (GO): tubulin binding
Source: RefSeq, a predicted model, not a curated record